Messenger RNA from Metopolophium dirhodum (rose-grain aphid), 2890 nucleotides. RefSeq names its product cytoplasmic dynein 1 light intermediate chain 2-like. The record is from RefSeq and is a predicted model, not a curated record. Gene Ontology annotation, cellular component: cytoplasmic dynein complex; centrosome. Bases 204 to 1643 code for a protein of 479 amino acids. Gene Ontology annotation, molecular function: dynein heavy chain binding. NCBI's taxonomy places the organism in Eukaryota, Metazoa, Arthropoda, Insecta, Hemiptera, Aphididae. Gene Ontology annotation, biological process: microtubule cytoskeleton organization; microtubule-based movement. The transcript is spliced from 10 exons.
UCUACCAAGUUGUUAAUUUAUUUAGUACAUAAUGACAAAACAGUUUUUUUUAAUUUGUAAGACUAAAAUAUUUUUCUAUUAUAUUGACUGAAGUUACAUUUUUAUCGUGUUAAUUAGGCAAUUAGUGUAAGUUUAAAUUUUGUGAGCUGGCAGUAGUUUGCUGUUGAAACAACUGAGUCAAGUGUAAGAUUUCUUUCUGUAAAAUGCAAGAAGAAGAAAACUUAUGGAAUUCCAUGUUGAUCUCAUUAAAAGAAAAGGGCGGGACCAGGUUACCAACAGACAAGUCUAUGAUUAUAAUAGGUGAUAACCAAUGUGGUAAAACUACUCUUGUAGCAAAGUUGCAGGGUAUUGACGAUUUGACAAAAGGAAUUGGACUGGAAUAUGCGUAUAUUGAUAUUCGUGAUGAUUAUAAAGAAGAUCAUACGAAAUUGAAUGUAUGGGUACAAGAUGGCAACCCUAAAUACUCGUUUCUAUUAAAAUUUGCUUUGUCUGAGAAGAACUUUAAGAACACAUUGAUUAUGUUUGUUGUUUCUAUGAAAACGCCUUGGAAUAUAAUGGAUCAACUAGAAAGUUGGGCAACAUUACUGCAAGACUACAUUGACAAUCUACCAAUUCCUAGUGAAGAUCUUAGAGAAUAUAGACAAAAUUGCAUUAAAAAAUGGAACGAAUACAUUGAAGAAAAUAUUGGUGAUAAAAAUGGGUAUUGGGAACCAUCGCUUGGAGAUGGGGUACUUACAAGAAAUUUAGGUUUAAAUAUAAUUGUUGUUGUAACAAUGACUGAUUACAUAAGUUUUUUGGAAAAAGAAAAUGACUACAAAGAUGAACAUUUUGAUUUCAUACAACAAGCAGUACGCAAAUUUUGUUUACAGUAUGGUGCGUCACUAUUUUAUACAUCAGCUAAAGAAGACAAAAACUGUGAUUUAUUAUAUAAAUUCCUUACACAUAAGAUUUAUAACUUUCCAUUUAAAACACCAGCAUUGAUUGUCGAAAAAGACGCAGUUUUCAUACCAGCCGGAUGGGAUAGUAUGAAGAAAAUUAGUAUUCUCUAUGAUAACAUGCAGACCAUAAGACCUGAUGAAUUUUAUAACUCCGUUAUAACAAAAGUGAAUACGAGAAAGGCUUUUGCUAAAGAUCAUGAAAUCCAAGCAGAAGAUGAACAAGUAUUUUUGAACAAACAAUUAGGAUUACUAAACCAGAGUGCAAGCCAACAGUCACCCAUUGGUAUACCAAGGCAAGAUUCUGUUAUGAGAUCACUGACAGGUGUUUCUAAGUCAGGUGAUAGACGUCUGUCGUUAACCAGUCAAGGGCAAGGUUCUCCAACAAAAAAGAUUGAUCCAGUAAAAUCAACUAACACGUCCACCCCAGGUGAAGGAGUGUUGGCUAACUUUUUCAAUUCUUUGUUGCAUAAAAAAUCCAAUCAAAGUCCUGUUUUGACCAAAACGACAGGUGAGUUGUCUGGUUCAAAAUCUUUAUCCUUGGAGAAAACUGAGUAUCAUACAGACACAGCAGCUGAACUCGAUAGAUUGGCUAAACGAACAUUGAACUUAUCACAUGAAAUGUCUACUGAAACAAAUUUGUCUGAAAAUGGAAUUGAGGAACAAAUCUCUACUACUUUUGGUGAAAAAUCAUCGUCAGAAUGUUAAUUCUGGGUUGAUAAAUUAUUUUUCCUAUUUUUGUGAUAAUCUAAUAAUCAUUAACGUUUUGUGCAAUUUUAUUUAUUAUUUUUUUUUUAGCUUAGAGUGAACAUACAAAAUAUUUAUUUAUUUAUUUUUAUAUUAAACCUUUAACUAUUAUUUUAUUAUUUUUACUUUAAUCAUACUAUUGCACGGUAUGAAUUUUUAUUUUAAAAUAGUCAAUAAUUCUUGUAUAACUUAAGCCAAACUUAGAUAAAAGAGUUGUUACCAGUGCUUGAAGUUGGGGGGGGGGGAUGUAGAGAGAUGGCAUUCCUCUACUUUUUUGUUAGAUGAAGAAUAGAAGAAUGUUAUGAUGAUAUCAGAAAAUCUGAAUUGUAAGGCAUCCCUCCACUUAUCUUGAGCCAUUUCGACCACUGGUUAUUACAAAACACAACGAUCCUAGGAUAAGAAAUGAUAAGGUGCAAUAUUACAACAGAAUUUUUUUUUUAUACUUUUAUUUAUUUCUAAAUCUCAAAAUUAUUUAAACUAUUAUACCAUUAUUUUAUGUUUGGUUUGUUUAUAAUUUAAGUAUAUUGUUUGCUCAAAUAAUAAAACAAAAAACCAUUAAAAACUUUUCAGUUAAACUGUGUGGUAUUUAUAGUGUAGGUAAUAAUUUACAGGCAAACUAUCCAGCUAAAUAUAGUUACAGUUUAUUUAUAUUGGUCUAUUUUUUAUAUCGAUGAAAAUAUUAAUUUAUAUUUUAUUAUUUUUAUAGAAAUGUAUAAAAGUUAAAUAUAUCUAAAAACAAAUUGCCCUAUCACAACAUUUUUUAAGUUUGGUUUUGUGUACAUCUUUCAAUCUAUCAUCAAUCUAAUAUGUGCAUGCACUAUUAGAUAUUUAUACACAAGUUAAUUAUAAUAUUUGAAGUAUAUAAUACAUGACCCUUGACUAUAGCUUUCAAUUUUAACUAUUAUCUGUAUUCUAUAUGUUUGUAUAGUUUUAUAGUUUUAUAAAAUUUGUAUUUUUUUUCAUUUUUUAGUAUUUUAUUAUAUUUGUUAUCGUGGUGAACAUGCACUUUAAAUUUUUAUAUGAAAUUAUUGUAAUACUUUUUGUACACAUUUAAUAGACUAUUUUAUAAUGAAUAAUGAUCGAGCUAAAACAAAAUAUUUUAUGAAUAAUCUAAAGCUACUUAAAAUCUUAUAUUUAUUUAUUGGAUUAUUAAUGGAAUAAACCAUUUGUAAUAAAAAAAUAAACAACUAACCAUAUUGAUAUUAUAA